AUGAUAUCCAAUCAAAAUAUAAUAAAUAAUAAUAUUGAUAAUAAUAAAAAGUGUACACUUCACCCAAACAAAGAUAUAAUAUUCUUUUGUUUAGAUUGUAAAUUAAUACCAUGUUGUAUUCAAUGUAUAUCAAGUAAAGGUGAACAUCAUGGUCAUAAAACUGAUCCAUUAGAAUCAACUUCAAAUAUUCUUUCAUUAAUGAAUAAUUUUAAAGAUGAUAUAUAUCAAAAAGUAAUUGACAGAAUAGAAACCAAUGAAAAAAUAUUAAAACAAUCAAAUGAUAAAUAUAAUAAAAUUCAAUCACAAUUUGAUAUUAAUAAUAAUUCAUUAAAAAAAGAAAUUAAAAAAAUUCAUGAUAUCAUUUCAAUCAUAGAAUUAGAUAUUAAAAAAAAAUUACAAACAACCUUUGAAAAUAAUACAUUAAUAAAUACAAUUAUAACUUCUUCAAUCAAUAAUGAUAAUCAAAUACUUUCAACUAUAAUUAAUUAUAAAAAUGAAAAUGAAAAUGAAAAUGAAAAUGAAAAUGAAAAUGAUAAUAUUACAACCAUUGAAAAAUUAAAUGAAAUUAUAAAAUUUAAUGAUCAACAAAUUUAUGAUAAUGGAGAUGAUUUUAUUAUUGAUAGAGAUACUAUUAAAAUUAUUAAACAAUAUCAACAAUCAUUAAUAGUAUUAAAUAAUAAUAAUAAUAUCGAUUAUUCAAAUAAAUUAAAUGAAUACGAUAAUCAAAUCAUUCAUUUCAAUAAUCAAAUAAUUGAUGAUAUUAAAAAUAAUUUAAAAUCAAUUUAUACCUUAGAUAAUUGUGGAUUUAAAAUUGAAAUUGAUGAAAAUAAUAAUAAAUUUUUUAAAUGGAAUAAUUUAAAGUUUUAUAUUAAAUAUGAAGGUGGUUUUUUUAAAUAUAGGGAAGGUAUAGCACUCAAAGACAAUUGUAAUAUUUUAUCAGAAUUAAAAAAUAAAUUACCAUUACAUGUAAUGCUAUUGGACGGAUUCUAUCAAAAAUUAACACCAGGUAUAUUACCAGAUGGUGUUAUUCUCUUGUAUUUAGGUGAUAUUAAACAAGAAUUAAUAAUUGGUUCAAUUCCUAAUACUGUAACGAGUGUCUCUUUAUUGAAUGGAUUCAAUCAAAAAUUAACACCAGGUAUAUUACCAGAUAGUGUUAAAUCCUUGUAUUUGGAUGGAUUUAAUCAACAAUUAACACCAGGUAUGUUACCAUAUAGUGUUAAAUGGUUGGGUUUAGGUGAUUAUAAACAAGAAUUAAUAAAUGGUUCAAUUCCUAAUACUGUAACGAGGGUCUCUUUAUUGAAUGGAUUCAAUCAAAAAUUAACACCGGGUAUAUUACCAGAUAGUGUUAAAUUGUUGAAAUUAGGUGAUAUUAAACAAGAAUUAAUAAUUGGUUCAAUUCCUAAUACUGUAACUUUUGUCACUUUAUUGAAUGAAUUCAAUCAAAAAUUAACACCAGGUAUAUUACCAGAUAGUGUUAAAUUGUUGAAAUUAGGUGAUAUUAAACAAGAAUUAAUAAUUGGUUCAAUUCCUAAUACUGUAACGAGUGUCUCUUUAUUGAAUGGAUUCAAUCAAAAAUUAACACCAGGUAUAUUACCAGAUGGUUUAGAAUCGUUGUAUUUAGGUGAUAUUAAACAAGAAUUAAUGAUUGAUUCAAUUCCUAAUACUGUAACGAAUGUAUCUUUAGAAGAUGGAUUCAAUCAAAAAUUAACACCAGGUAUAUUACCAGAUGGUUUAGAAUCGUUGUAUUUAGGUGAUAUUAAACAAGAAUUAAUAAUUGGUUCAAUUCCUAAUACUGUAAAGGAAAGUGCUUUAUUUUUAAUGUUGAAUAAAACAAUUUCUAGUACUGUAAAUGUUUCCAAAAGUUUUAAACUACAAAAAAAAUCAAAUCAAAUCAAAUCAAAUCAAAAAUCGUUUCUUGUCAAAAUUAAAUUAAAUUAA
Dictyostelium discoideum AX4 is the source of this 1938-nucleotide messenger RNA. RefSeq lists its product as hypothetical. The record is from RefSeq and is a predicted model, not a curated record. NCBI's taxonomy places the organism in Eukaryota, Evosea, Eumycetozoa, Dictyosteliales, Dictyosteliaceae. The transcript has 3 exons. Gene Ontology annotation, molecular function: zinc ion binding. Bases 1 to 1938 code for a protein of 645 amino acids.